AUGGCGUGUCGCGGGCUCCGGCCGGAGCACGGCGGACCCCCAGAGCUGUUUUACGACCAGAAUGAAGCCCAGAAAUACAUGCGCAACUCUAGGAUGAUUGAUGUGCAGACCAAGAUGACUGGGCGAGCAUUGGAGCUCCUUGAUCUGCCUGAUGAGAAGCCCUGUUUCCUGUUGGAUAUUGGCUGUGGUACUGGACUGAGUGGAGAUUAUCUCUCUGAAGAGGGGCACUAUUGGGUGGGCAUCGACAUCAGCCUUGCCAUGCUGGAUGCAGCUUUGGACCGAGAAGCACAAGGAGACUUGCUUCUGGGGGACAUGGGCCAGGGCAUUCCCUUCAAACCAGGCUCCUUUGAUGGUUGUAUCAGCAUUUCUGCUGUGCAAUGGCUCUGUAAUGCUAACAAGAAGUCAGACAUUCCUGCCAAGCGCUUGUACUGUUUUUUUUCUUCUCUUUAUUCUGUGCUGGUCCGUGGAGCCCGAGCUGUUCUGCAGCUAUACCCUGAGAACUCGGAGCAGUUGGAGCUCAUUACGACCCAGGCCAUCAGGGCUGGUUUCACCGGUGGUGUGGUGGUGGACUACCCCAACAGUGCCAAAGCGAAGAAGUUCUACCUCUGUUUGUUUUCUGGGCCAUCAACCUUUCUGCCAAAGGGCCUACAUGAAAUUAAGGAAGAAGAGGAGGCAAAGGAAUCCACAUUCACUAACAGGAGGGUCCAGAACAGGGUUGCACGGAGAGGGUUGGUGAGGAAGACCCGGGAAUGGGUGCUGGAGAAGAAAGAACGCCGUAGACGCCAGGGCAAGGAAGUCAGACCUGAUACUCAGUACACUGGCCGCAAGCGCAAGCCCUACUUCUAA
Pipistrellus nathusii (Nathusius's pipistrelle) is the source of this 846-nucleotide messenger RNA. NCBI's taxonomy places the organism in Eukaryota, Metazoa, Chordata, Mammalia, Chiroptera, Vespertilionidae. The record is from the annotation of a GenBank genome assembly.